This is a messenger RNA of Cygnus olor (mute swan), 5829 nucleotides long. It is a transcript of the gene RHOBTB2, whose product is annotated as Rho related BTB domain containing 2. Gene Ontology annotation, biological process: small GTPase-mediated signal transduction. Gene Ontology annotation, molecular function: GTP binding; protein binding; GTPase activity. The transcript has 10 exons. The record is from RefSeq and is a predicted model, not a curated record. The coding region runs from base 848 to 3514 and encodes 888 amino acids. Lineage: Eukaryota; Metazoa; Chordata; Aves; Anseriformes; Anatidae.
GUCGGCAGCGCUUAAUGCCGGGUGAAGCUGCGAACGCUGCGUGAGGAGCCGGGCCCGAAAAUGCCCCGAGAGCCCAGAAAUUUGCGGGGGGAGGCAGCAGGACAGGCAGGACGGGCGUCCUCCCGGCUGCGGGAUGGAAAAAUCCCGCACGGGAUCUUGGAUUUUGCCCUGGUUUUGGUUUCUGGUCGCAAAAAACGUGCCUGGAGAGCCCCAGAUGCAAGGGGGGAUAUUUUUUGUGUAGGUCACUUUGUGUUUUCCUGGAGCGUGUGGCUCCUCCUGGGUUUAAAUAUUUAUAAACCGAGCGACAAAGCCCUGGUUUGGGGCAGGAUGAGCUACCACCCGCAGCAUUUUGGGGCUGGCAGAUGGGAUCCAGGCGGGUGGGCACAGGGAAUUUCCAGGGAACCCCGAGCUUUCCAAGCCCCCCCAGUCUCCUGGCUUGGAGAUGAGCCCCUUUGUGCUGGUGGGACAGGGGAGGAAAGGAGCAAAAAUGUCCUUUUGCUUGUUUUAGACCUUUCUUUGGCCAGCGAGGGGCUCAGCUGGGUGCUGGUGGUGCUGGGGGGGUCCACGUGGAUGCUCGGGGUGCCCACCCUGGGCUCUUGCUGGGAAGGAGCCAGCAGCACGGGGAGCCCCGGAGCAAUGUUCCCGGCUCCUCGCGUGCCCGCUGCCUUUGCCAGGAGCAGAGCUCAGGAUCACCCCGCCUCUGCCCCGGACUCUGCCCGGCCUCCGCGGGAGGCUCAGCCCCAGCCUCCAGCGCUGUGGUGCCGGCACGGCAUCGCUCAGCGGCCACAUCCUGCUCCAGCCUGGCGGGCAUGGGCACCGCUGAGCCGGAGGCUGCCGAGAGGAAGAGAUGGCCGCCCAGGGGAAAAGCAGCCCCGCCGGGAAGAUGACCGCCGUGGCUCGCAGCCUGUCCCAAUUAAUGGAUUCUGACAUGGAUUAUGAGAGGCCAAACGUAGAAACUAUCAAGUGCGUCGUGGUCGGGGACAACGCGGUGGGCAAGACCCGGCUCAUCUGUGCCCGCGCCUGCAACGCCACGCUCACCCAGUACCAGCUCCUCGCCACCCACGUGCCCACGGUGUGGGCCAUCGACCAGUACCGCGUGUGCCAGGAGGUGCUGGAGCGCUCACGGGAUGUGGUAGAUGAUGUUAGCGUGUCCUUGCGGCUCUGGGACACCUUCGGUGACCACCACAAAGACAGGCGCUUCGCCUAUGGCAGGUCCGACGUGGUGGUUUUGUGCUUCUCCAUCGCGAACCCCAACUCCCUGCACCACGUGAAGACCAUGUGGUACCCGGAGAUCAAGCACUUCUGUCCCCGCGCCCCCGUCAUCCUGGUGGGCUGCCAGCUCGACCUGCGCUACGCCGACCUGGAGGCCGUCAACCGGGCACGGCGCCCCUUGGCCAGGCCCAUCAAACCCAACGAGAUCCUUCCCCCGGAGAAGGGGAGGGAGGUCGCCAAGGAGCUGGGGAUCCCCUACUACGAGACGAGCGUGGUGGCCCAGUUCGGCAUCAAGGACGUCUUCGACAAUGCCAUCCGCGCCGCCCUCAUCUCCCGCCGCCACCUGCAGUUCUGGAAGUCCCACCUCCGCAACGUCCAGCGGCCCCUGCUCCAAGCCCCCUUCCUGCCCCCCAAGCCCCCUCCGCCCAUCAUCGUGGUGCCGGACCCCCCGUCUAACAACGAGGAGCGCCCGGCCCACCUCCUGGAGGACCCCCUGUGCGCGGACGUCAUCCUGGUGCUGCAAGAGAAGAUCAAAAUCUACGCACACAAGAUCUACCUCUCCACCUCCUCCUCCAAGUUCUACGACCUGUUCCUCAUGGACCUGAGCGAGGAGGACCAGCAGAGCGCCGCGGGGCACGGCUUCGGGGUCGCCGUCACCGCGGCGGCCGAGCGGAUGCUGCACCAAGAGGAGAGGCACCACGGGCGGGAUUUCCUCCUCCGGGCCGCCAGCUUUGAUAUCUGCGAGAGCGCCGAGGAGGCCGGCUCCAGCCAGCGCAAACCGUGCCUUAGAGCCUCCACCAGUGACGGGAUCCUGCGGGGGAAGCGCUACGAGAAUGGGGAGCGCGGGCUGAAGCGGGGCCGGGACCUCUCCUCGUGGAGCCGGGCCUUCAUCAGCAUCCAGGAGGAGAUGGCGGAAGACCCGCUGACCUACAAGUCCAAGCUGAUGGUGGUGGUGAAGAUGGACGCUUCCAUCCAGCCGGGUCCUUUCCGGGCCGUGCUGAAGUACCUGUACACCGGGGAGCUGGACGAGAAGGAGCGGGACCUGAUGCACAUCGCGCACAUCGCCGAGCUCCUCGAGGUGUUCGACCUCCGCAUGAUGGUGGCCAACAUCCUCAACAACGAGGCGUUCAUGAACCAGGAGAUCACCAAAGCCUUCCACGUCCGGAGGACCAACCGGGUGAAGGAAUGCCUGGCCAAGGGGACUUUUUCGGAUGUCACCUUCGUGCUGGAUGAUGGUGCUAUCAGUGCCCACAAGCCCCUGCUCAUCUCCAGCUGCGACUGGAUGGCCGCGAUGUUCGGCGGCCCCUUCGUGGAGAGCUCCACCAACGAGGUGAGGAAGGCCCCGAGGAUUUCCCCUGGUGUGGGGAGGCUCGGGGACAGCCGUGGGGUGACGGCCGGUGUGCGGCUCGCAGGUGGCGCUUCCUUACACCAGCAAGAGCUGCAUGCGGGCCGUGCUGGAGUACCUCUACACCGGGCAGUUCAGCUCCAGCCCCGACCUCGACGACAUGAAGCUCAUCAUCCUGGCCAACCGCCUCUGCCUGCCCCACUUGGUGGCUCUCACCGAGCAGUACACCGUCACCGGCCUGAUGGAGGCGGCGCAGAUGAUGGUGGACAUCGAUGGGGACGUGCUCGUGUUCCUGGAGCUGGCACAGUUCCACUGCGCCUACCAGCUCGCCGACUGGUGCCUGCACCACAUCUGCACCAACUACAACAACGUCUGCCGCAAGUUCCCCCGCGACAUGAAGGCCAUGUCGGGAGAGAACCAGGAGUACUUCGAGAAGCACCGCUGGCCGCCGGUGUGGUACCUGAAGGAGGAGGAUCACUACCAGCGGGCGAGGAAGGAGCGGGAGAAGGAAGACUACCUCCACCUCAAACGGCAGCCCAAGAGGCGGUGGCUCUUCUGGAACGCCUCCUCCUCCCCUUCCUCCUCUCCUUCGUCGUCGGCAGCCACAGCCUCCUCUUCCUCCUCCUCCUCCUCCUCCUCCUCGGCUGUGGUUUGAAAGCCCGUCCUUGCCCUGGCUCCAGGAGACGGAUGGGGAGGAGGAAGAGGAGGGGGAUGAAGGGUGGGAUGACCUGCCCCAGCGCCAGGCGGGUGCCCCCAGCUGGCACCCCGGGGAGACGGAGCGGGGCGCCCCCACGCCGCAGCGCCAGCGCCGCAGGACUGGCCCGGAGCAGCAGGAGAAACCCACGUUUACAGGAGCACAAGGGUUGUCUUGGGUUUUUCUUUUCUUUUUUUUUUUCCUUUCUUUUGAACAUCAACCGCAUGAGGAAGAAGAAGAAACCCGUCCCUGUUCCACUUUAGUUUUUAAGCAGAAGCUGCGGGGUCGGGGUGGUUUUGGGGGACGCCGCCUCGCCGCCCCUUGGACUUGCAGUGGGGCGAGGUGGGACCCCGACCCCAAACCCCUCUGGGCUGCACCAGGGCUGAUCCCACAGGAUCCCCAAACCGCUCUGGGCUGCAUCUGGGCUGAUCCCACAAGGUGUCCCCCGCCCCAUUCCCACGGGGGGGCUGUCCCCGUGCGGGGAGCUAUGGGGAAAAGGAGCCCUCUCCUCCCUGCAUCUCCCCACGGGAGCUUGGCCCGCAGCAGCGCAGAGAGCAGACUUCUAUUUUAUUUUUUAAAGAAAAUUUAAAGCAAAAAAUACCGCAAAAAAAAAAACAAAACACAACACCAAAACCCACCCCCAGAAACCACCCCCGGGCCCUUCGGCUUGGGCUCGGAGCCUGGAAGGCUCCAUUGUAAUAAAUGGUAUUUUAAAAGCCCGGCGUGGUCCCUGUGUGUUUGGGAGGAAGCAGCUGGCGGAGGAGCAUCGCAGGAUCCAACAUCAAAAAAAAAAAAAACCCACCCAAACACCCCAAAACCAGGAGGAGCAGGGGCUUCGCAUCGGACUGACCUCGCCUGCUCCACCUGCGUCGCUGUAGGUGCCCAAAAUUGCACAGCGGAUGCCCGGUGGCACCCUUGGGUGGACCCAAGCCUCUGCUCCCAUCCCAGCAGGGGACAGCAGGGAGGACAAAGUGACACCCCUGGGUGCUGCUCUCGUCCCCGCUGGCUUUUUUGUAGCUGCUCCUUUUGGAUGCUCGUCCCCAGCCCCGGGCAUAGGAGCACGGGAGCGGAUGCAGCGGGCGCACGCUCUGCGCUAUCGCGCUUUGCAGCAGGUAGGAUGAGUUUUGUUCCCUUUUUAAAGCGGGUGCUCGCUUGUCCAGCACCAAUCCUGCACGUGGGGUCCUGCGGGAGGUGCCCGGCCUGGAGCUGCCGUGCUGGGACCCCCGGAGCAAAGCGCCCUGCUGCCGCCCCCUUCCCCAUCCCGGCAGCUCCUGCUUUCAGCCACUUGCCUCGAGAAACCACCUGCACACGGAUAAAGCCUCGCGGGGAACUUGGAGGCUGGCGGGCAGCUCUGGGUUGGUUUUUGGGGCGAGCAGAGCCCCUUCCUCACCCAGCACCUCCUCGCCCAGCACCGCAUGGAUUUGCACCGCAGCUACGGCAGCGCGCCGCCCCUGCCUGCGCCGCGGACCCAAAUUUCAGCCUCCUGCUCCUGCCGGUGGUCAGGGUGGAAAAGCAGAGGCCAGGUUUGCUGCUGAGGACUUCGAGUGGCACCACCAUCGCUGCUGGGGACAUGGGGACUGUUCCCAGCAGGAUGCCACGUGGCAGAGCCCCGGGAUGUCCUGGUCCCACAAAGGGCAUCUCUGCUCCUUUGGUGCCCGCUGAAUCCCGAAAUGGAGCAGCAGCAGCAUUGCAGCAAAGAAAAGAGAUGAGGAAACCGGAGGAUUUUUUUUUUUUAAACAAAGUUUAUUCCUUCUUCAUAAAAUACACCUGUAAAAAACUGGAAGUGAUGUGCUGGCUGGGCCAGAGCUCUGUACAAAAACACACAAUCAUGCAUAGUUAAAAAAAAAAAACAAUACUAUUUUUAUAUUAACUUUUAAGUUAAUAUAUGAACACGUUUACAAUUACUAAUAAAUACAUAAAUACAAAUGUUCUGCUUGUAUUUUUGAGGUGGGAUUUGUGUUUUUUUUUCUUAAAAAGUUGUUGGCAAAUUGGUGUGGGGGGAGGACGGAGUGGGGGGGGUGCAGAGGAGCUGGCGCUGCCCCUGCGCCCGGGCAGGUCCCCGGCGGCUGGGCUGCAGCAUGUUUAAGCCAGCUCAAACCCUGCAGGUUUCCAGCCACAUUGUCCCUGAGCUACGUGUUUGUCCCUGGGGAGGGAUGGAGGAUGCUCAGCGCGGUCGCCUCUCGAGGUGGAUGGGGACAGCAAACCCCAAGAGCCAGGGGAAGGGGAACCAAGCGCCCUGACCACGGUCACGGAGGAGAGAGGAGGGUUUCUCAAGCUGGUAAUUUGCUGUUUUCCAUCCUGCUCCCUCCAUCAACCCUUUUUUUUUUUUUCCCUGGCGAUCACAGAGCCAGCAAAUGGCUCCCAGCCCUCCCCUUGAGUCCAGUGUUGGAUUUUCUAACAACAAGCAGAACUGUUACUACCUAAAAAUGCAGCACAGUAAAAAAGCUUUUAAGGAAUAACCCAAGAACUCAACUGCUGCUGGCCCACCAAGCAUACAGCAUUAAGCAGGCUGGCCACCUCUGAGAUGUUCUGCCAGCAGAAGUCGUUGCAGAUGCCAGGAAUCCCACCAAAACAAGAG